AUGGAAUUAGACCCAAGGAGCAUGACCUCAGAACCAGCCUCUGCAAUGAACAGUGCAGGGGAGGAAAAGGUGGAGGUUGCUUCCGAACUGAGCAGCCCAACUUUGCAGAGCAGGGACAGCGGGUUCUUUGAAAGAAGUAUUAAAACAAUGUUAAGCAUCCGGAAAUCAAAACGAAGUGUGAACAAAGAGAAAGGAAAGGAAGGUACUGGCACUUGGAAAGGAAAACGACUUUCUUUGCGAUUCUCCAAGAGCUAUGAGGAGAACAAAACCACAAUCUGUAAUGGCAUGGAGGAGAUUGGUGAGAAGAUAGAAGCAGAGCCCAUUCAAGGAAAACCUCUUUCAGUAAUGGAAAUCAAUGAACUCAUUCAGAAAAGGCAACUUUUGGAAGCAUUUGCAAGCACCAAGUACUUGGAAGAUGAGACUAUCGCUGAACGGGAUGCUGAGAAAUACAAAGAUAAACCCCAGGAGUUUGUACGGAAAUCCAAGGACGUGGAUUUGCUUUAUAACUCCAUCACAAAUGCGAUCCAAUCCAUCGUGGUGGGAACACUGGAGCAUCCCACCGUAGAGGAUACCAUGCUGACCUCCCUGGUGACUUUAAUUGCCCGUGAAGAAGCAGCUCAUCCUAGCACAGGCAACGCUGCUGGUCCUGGGUCGGACUUGCUUGGCACGCCCAGAAAGUGGAGGGAGGAGUGGAGGGAAGCUAUCAACGAGAGCGCUAGAAAAAGAGUCCUGAGGGUACCCAUGGCAUCGAAGGAAGAAGAGAGUUCUUGGCUUGAUCUCCACUUAGGUUUCCUCCAGAAAUACCUGAGCGAAGACUUACUGAAAAUCAAGUUAUCAGUAAAAAAGUGCUAUCCAGAGGAGUAUCAGGUGUGUGAAAAGUAUGUGGAGGCUUUUCACAAGGCCAUUGCCUCACACUUGCAAGAUCUCUCCCAGAGACCACUGGAAUUCAACGAGCUCUACACCUUGCUCAACUGGGUGGCCAACACCUACCACAGUGAACUCUUUCUGGGUCACCCCGAUCUCAAACCAGAAGUUAAGACAGAAAACCUGUCCCUGCUGUUAACAUCAGCUGACUGGGAUAAACUGAAAAACGACUACGUUGCUUCUGCAAAGGGGAAAAUCAAAAGCUAUUUUGGAAACAUCCUGAGACUGGAAGUCACGGAGAAGUGGGAGAAGGAAGUUCAUCCAGAAGUGAAGGAAAACCUCUACCACUCCUCGCUCUCCUUUGAUAUUCAAACGAUCAUUGGGGAGCACAUGAAGAUAUCUGGAGCGAUCAGCAGAAGCCUGGAAACGAAAAUGCUUGAUCUGUGCCUGGCAGAGCUGCACGAAUUCAUACCAAGGUUCGGGGAGGAGUUCGUGGCGUGGAGCACUGCCCAGGACAGCCCCAUCUUUGCACCCUAUUUCGCUGCUUACAUCAACAGCUUCCACGACCUGGCGUCAGGGUUAGAAACAGUGUUUAAAGUCAACACUGAGGAACUGCAGAAGAUUUUGGCAGCUCUGACAAGGAACUUCACAAAUAUUUUUUUAAAUAAAUUAAGAACAAAAGCACAGCCACUCCUUAAGAAAAUCCUGACCACGGACUGGAUUUUGGCGACGGAAAGGCCGGACUCGCUGGCAUCGGCAGUCUCACGGUUCUCCGAGCACCUGCAGUACAUGAGGGAGCCCAUGGGGCAGGAGCUUCUACAUGAUGUUCAUAAGUAUGUGGUGAGGGAAUACAUCAUCCAGGUCAUCAAAUCCAGACGGAAAAUGAACAGGGAGACACGGCAGCAAGUGAGCGAAAAGAUGGGCCAGGAAGCCAGAAUCCUUAAUAAUAUGUUCAUUGAUCAGGGGUCUGACUCCAGCUGGCUCCUUCCCGCCAUACACCACAUUGCCAAUAUUAUUGGGGAGAAGAAAAAAGACAAGAUCAAGGAGUACGUCAAGGAGCUGUGUCAGGAUUAUCCAGAUAUCAGGAAGGAGCACGUCCUGGCGGUCCUCGCGCUCCGGGGGCUGGGGCGCACCAGGAGAGCAGCGAUUUUUCGGCAAGGCUACCGUGCGCUGAAGAGCCCCCAUGGUGGGGAGGGCAGCACGCUCUUUGCUGAAAUUGAUGCCCCAGUGAUCCUCAGCUGCUUCUAA
Gymnogyps californianus (California condor) is the source of this 2112-nucleotide messenger RNA. RefSeq names its product exocyst complex component 3 like 4 (gene EXOC3L4). NCBI's taxonomy places the organism in Eukaryota, Metazoa, Chordata, Aves, Accipitriformes, Cathartidae. Gene Ontology annotation, cellular component: exocyst. Gene Ontology annotation, biological process: exocytosis; exocyst localization. The transcript is spliced from 11 exons. Gene Ontology annotation, molecular function: SNARE binding. Bases 1 to 2112 code for a protein of 703 amino acids. The record is from RefSeq and is a predicted model, not a curated record.